ACCAUUAUCGCUCUUCUCUCUCUCUCUCUCUCUCUCUCUCUUUUUUUUUUUUUGUUAUUUAAAAUGGCCUCCUCUCACCACCAUUCGGAGCUCGACUCUUACGCCACCGACUCCGUCGCCUCUUCCCCACGCUCCGAUCACCAGCCUCACGACGUUCACACACGUGUGCGCUUCAUGUGCAGUUUCGGUGGCAAGAUCGUCCCUCGACCACACGACAAUCAGCUCCGAUACGUCGGCGGUGAUACUCGCAUUGUCGCCGUUCACAGAGCCACCAACUUCUCCGGCUUACUCACCAAGCUCUCCAAACUCUCUGGCACCAGCGACGUGAUCGUCAAGUAUCAGCUUCCGAAUGAGGAUUUGGAUGCUCUGAUCUCUGUGACGACCGACGAGGACGUGGAGAACAUGGUGGACGAGUACGAUCGAUUGGUACAGAAUCAAAACCCGAAAUCCACGCGCCUCCGGAUUUUCCUCUUUUCCAAAGACGAGGAAUAUUCGACGACCAGUAGUAUUACUUCGAUCCUCCACGGCUCCACCAACCGGGACAAUUGGUUCAUCGACGCGCUCAAUAGCGGUGGCGCGUCGACCGAUCUCCAGAGAGGCCGCUCCGAAGUUUCUUCAAUAGUAUCCGAAGUGCCGGAUUAUCUAUUCGGGCUUGAUAAUCCAGAAGAUCCCCAGAACCGUGGCGGCGAUCCCAAGUAUAAAAUUCGACCCGCUUUGCACGACUGCGUUUCGGGUUCGGAUCCUGGAUCCCCCGCUCCAACUGUUUCUUCCCCGUUUUGCUCCACUUCGUCUGUUCCUUCCGUCCAUUUGAUCCCGAACCUCCCACCCGUGCGGACCAAAUCAGAAAGUCAAGUUCCGAUCAUGGUGAGCAGCACGGAAGCGAGCGAGCCACCCAUAUCACAACCGGGUGAAUACACAGGAAAUUCCACGCUCCAUUACGUCCCCACAACGGAUACUCGUUAUUCGGCUCAACCCAUACACCAAAUGCCCGUUUACUACGUCCCAACUUCGAUGGCGCCACCCGGAAAUGUCCCAAUCCAACAUAUUCCAGUUCCAAUACGGGCGCCUUAUGUUCCGGUCCAGCAAUACCCAGUUGUGACGGGUCAGAUUCCAGUCGGGUACCAUUACCCGGUUCAAGGUGUGGAACAGGUGUACGGUGGUGUGGGAGGUCUGAGGCCUGCCACGUCAUUGGAUCCACGUGAUCUUUCGGGCGCUAGAUUGGUUCCAGAUGGAUUGAACCAGCAGCAGCAGCAGAUGUUGUAUGGUGUCAGAAGUCAAGUUCCGGUGUAUCCGGGUAUGGCAGUACCCGCCCAAGCCCAAGCCCAAGGGGAAGACUUGCGAGGACCCGGCCUUGGACUCGAUGGAAAGAUAAGUAAGGUCAAUUAUUCAUCUUGACGAGUUAAAAAGAAAAGGGAAUGAUAGUUAUAAUAAAGGUCAAUGGGAAUCGUUGACUAAUGAUUGAUUGUUUGGUAUAUAAUUUUCUGCUAGCCUUAUUUGUAUAAACUUUUUUGGUUGAGGGAUCGAUGAUUGAACUGUUCAACUGUAAUUAGUUUUUUGGAUUGUUUUUUUUGUUUGUAGUGUGAUGAAACUGAAUGUUAUCUGAUUUGUUUUGUUAUUAUAAAAAAAAAAGAAAAAAAAUUAUCCUAAA
Molecule: messenger RNA, 1648 nt
Organism: Humulus lupulus (European hop)
Lineage: Eukaryota; Viridiplantae; Streptophyta; Magnoliopsida; Rosales; Cannabaceae
Product: protein PAL OF QUIRKY
Exons: 2
Coding region: 64-1395 (443 amino acids)
Molecular function (GO): protein binding
Source: RefSeq, a predicted model, not a curated record